AUGGCAAUGGAGAUCUCUUCGGAGGAGGAAGCGGCACCGGAUGCCGUCGGCUCUUCCCUCGGUCUUGCAGGAGCUGUCGUUGCCUCUGAGUCCAGCUCUUCCAGCAGACAAGGCACGUUUGGCCUGCAAGCUUCUCUUCGGCGGUUCUUCCAGCCCUCUCACCCAGAAGCUCAGAAGCCAGUGCGGUUCCUUCCCGGCAAGCAGGGCGGUCGGCCCCUCUCUCGCGAGAUGAAGCAGAUCAUCGCUCAAGUGGCUGAAAAGCAAGCUCUCGAACAGAAAGCUCUCGACGAAGCUUUGAUAGCUCGAGAGAGCGAAGUGCAAAGCAAGAAGCGGUACUACGGAGGCCGCCCCAAAGGCAGGAGCUCUGGGAGAAGCGAUCUCCCAGUUGCCGUGCGGGCAACUCUCGUGCAGGAGAUGGAACUCGCUGUUGCAGGCGACCGCUUCUCUGACGAAACGGAGUUCUUCAGUUACUUCGCCAAGAAGUUCGCUCUGCCGAAGAAGCGAGUCAAGACUCUGUGGCUGCAGCGGAGCUUGGUCAAGAAGACCUCUCAAAAGAACAAACUCUCACGCAAACCCCACCGCUACACUGGUGCCAAGGGCACCAAGAGGUCGCAUCUCAAGCGUUCGUACAGAGGCUUUCGUCUGCCAGGAGCGGGUCGGAAGCACUCUUUCCCCGACUUGGUGGACAAGGCUCGUGAGUGGUUCAACGAGAUGCGCUCUUACGGGAACCAGGUGCUUCGAGUGGACCUCUACAACUACUACAUCCACUUCAUGGAGAUGGACAAGAUACGGGUGCAGGCGGAUCUCUCUGAUCCGAAGCUGCUGCAGCCAAAGCGGACGCCUCUGCAGGUGAGGCUCUCGGAGCUGGACAAGCAGCUGGCCUCUCAGAAGAAGAGCGACAAAGCCAAAGAGUCUCUGAAAGGUCGUCUCGAGAAGUGGUGCUCUGCAAGGAACUUGAGGCCUCACCUCGUCACCAAGCUCACGCCUCUCCAAGAGCAGUCGAGAUGCCACUUGACGUGGCAAUCUUUCGACAGGGCUCUCUGGCUUGCUGCCUGCUCUGACGAGGAGACUCUGGGGAAGCACGUCUCUAAGCCAAAGCAGUUCUUGGAACACAGAGCCUCUCUCGCGAUCCUGUUCGCCGAUCAAAUUCCGCUCUGGAUAAAGGCGGGUGCCGAGAGGUCUCUCUUCGCCGAGUGGGAGCGAAAACCCACCUCUCAGGCGGCUCUCCGGCAGGACUUGGCAGCUCUGCACGACAAGCAACUCUCCGGGCAGGCGGACGUGGACUCUGGUCUGGUUGUGCAGCACCCAGACUCUUCCGGAGAGCCUCUCGCGGACCGCUUCCGCCUCACUUACGAAGCCCGGCAGGUCUUGUUGAACUACAACUCUCCGGGAACGCCGCCGACUGGCCUCUGUUACAAAGGUCUCAUCAUCAUCAGCGGGCCUCAUGCCAGACUCUCGAACAUCUCUCAAGACGGCAAGUGGCUCUGCGAUGAGACCUUUGAGUGGAGAGGGAACCUUGUCUCUCACAAGAAGGGCACCUCUGUUGGCAGGCUCAUGGAGCCAUGGAGAGCUCUGCGAGCCCAGAAGCCGCACCUCUUUGAGCACGUCUCUGUGAUGAUGCAACCGAGCUCUAAUGCCGACAGCAUCAUACUCUCCUGGGUGGCCCAGGAACUCUCAGAGGCGUUUCCAGCUCUGCUGGUGCAGAGGGACUGCCUGGGAGCCUCUUUCACAGAGUCUGUCUCUGGUGCCCACUUCUUGGGGAACACGAUCCAGACUCUGGUCGCUCCGAAGAUGACGGCCUCUCUCCAGUUGACGGACACAGACUUCUCUCGCAGAUUCAAGUCUCUGUGCCGCACCUCUAUGGCGGAGAGGAGGUCUCUGGGCCAGAAGGCUCUGACAGAGAGCGGCAAAUCCUCUGUCUGGGCUGCCUCUGUGGAGGACAUCUGCGAGACCAUCGUCUCUGCCCAGAAAGCCUGUGCCGAGGAUGCCUCUGACUGGGUGCUCUCAGGGCUUCGGCGGAAUGGCAUGCUGGCCUACCGCCCUCUCGACGGCAAGCUCCAACCGGCGGAGCUCUCCACGCCCUCUUUCAAGGAUGGAAUCCCCUCUGAACCAGACUGGUCUCUGAUUCCUGGCACGGCUGCUGCCCAGGAGCUCUUGGACUGGGACGUCGCUCACGGCGACAAGAACUCUGAGGAGGACUACUUCUGUGACAUGGACUCUCUGCCACCAACUCUUCGGUGGAACUGCUUCGAGAGCGGCGUUCUCAAGCUCCCGCCAGCUCUCUUGCAGAAAGCCUGGAAGAGGGAAGCUUCUCUCGCGGUGGAGGAGAAAGCGAGAAUCCUCGCAAAGAAAGCUGAGAGACAGCUCGUCUCUCAAGCCAAGCGGUCUGUCUCUGAGAAGUUCAAAGAGGCGAUGCGGCUCAAGCUGAAGGACAUCUCUCGCCAGCAAGCUCUCGCUCUCCACGUCCCUGAAGCAGGGAAGGCGAAAGCCAAAGCGAAGCCUGCCUCUGGGAAGGCCGGCUCUCUGACGAAGGCUCUGAAGAAGGGACUCAAGAAGAACUCUCUAAAGAAAGCUGCCGCUCUGUUGGCGGGCUCUCAGAAGAAGGUCCAGGAGCUGACCUCUGCACCAGAGCCUCCGAAGACUCUGCAAGGCCCUCUCUUCGGCAAGCAGGUCCGCAUCGUGGCGGAGCUCUGGCCCUCUCACCUUGUGGGCCAGGAGGGCAAGGUCUCUUCGCACCUCUCUCAGAAGCUGACUCUGCCGAGCUUUGGUCUGGCCUGUGCAACUCUGAACCUCUCGGAGAAGGAUGUGAUGCCUCUCUCCGAGAGCUGGAAAAAUUCUCUGGAGUGGCAGCCUCUGCGGCUCUCCAGACUCUUCAAGAAGGAGGUGCUCUUGAACUGUGGUCUCUGGUGCGAAGACGAGUCUUUCGUGCCGGAGCCCGUGGAGGUUACUCUUGCCAAGAAGCCGAAGAUGCUCUUGGACCAGCAAAUGAAUGAGAGAGUAGAGAGCCUCUCGGACGUGUUCUUCGUGGACGCCUUCCUCUCCAGCUUUCUCUUGCAACACGAGAAAAAGGAGUACCUGAUCGCUCACCUACAGACGCAAUGGCAGGAGCACAACCUCCUCUUCGUUCCGAUCUACACACGGAAGCCAGACCACUGGACGCUGCUCGUCCUCCAGAAGGGCUCUGAGGGCGAACCGCCCAAAGCUCUCCUCGCCGACUCUCUGAAGAAAGACAAAGCUCCGACAGCAUGUGCAAAUGAGCUGAAGGGUCUCUUAGCCGACGUGGACAAGUCGCCUCUCACCGACUACCCGACGGUGACCCAGACCUCUGACGACUGCGGCUUCUUCUGUCUCGCCGUGAUGGUGGAGUACCUCUCCCUCCGCCGUGGCGAAGGGCCCAAGCAGAGGGGCUCUCAGCACUCUCUAGUGGCGGAUCUGAAGACCAAACUGUCGACCUUCACCUCUCAGCUGAAGGCCGAAGUCAAAAAGCUCUCGGACGAGAAGGAGGAAUAUCUCAUGGACCAGGCCGCCCAGGCGGAGAAGGGCGAACUCUCGGCUUUGCAGAAGGCUGCUCUCAAGGUCCUGAAGGAAGGUGCUCCACCGGAUGUCUCUGAUUUGGGCAAAGAAGCCCUCGUGGACAUCGAGCGGAUCAAGACUCUCGGAGAUCCAGGGGUGUGCUCUCGCUGUCACUGGCAGAGCGGCUGUGCCUCUUGCGAUGUCUUUAAGUGCACUCGCUUCCACGUGCGAGAGCUCUGCCGCACUCUGGGCAAGAAGCCCCCAGCUUGGGCUCUCUGA
Symbiodinium sp. CCMP2592 is the source of this 3792-nucleotide messenger RNA. The record is from the annotation of a GenBank genome assembly. NCBI's taxonomy places the organism in Eukaryota, Dinophyceae, Suessiales, Symbiodiniaceae.